Messenger RNA from Zasmidium cellare ATCC 36951, 891 nucleotides. RefSeq lists its product as uncharacterized. NCBI's taxonomy places the organism in Eukaryota, Fungi, Ascomycota, Dothideomycetes, Mycosphaerellales, Mycosphaerellaceae. Bases 1 to 891 code for a protein of 296 amino acids. The transcript has a single exon. Gene Ontology annotation, cellular component: intracellular anatomical structure. The record is from RefSeq and is a predicted model, not a curated record. Gene Ontology annotation, molecular function: oxidoreductase activity, acting on NAD(P)H, oxygen as acceptor.
AUGGUUCAAGCAGUACCCUUAGAAAACGGCGGCCCAGUCAACGGCCACACGAACGGCAACGCAAUGGACGCCGAACACAACGAGAACACCCCGACUCUGUCGACGCUGCCCCCUCCAGACUUCAACUGGCAAAUAUCCCUCAAAGACAAGGUCAUUGCAAUCACAGGCGCCAACAGGGGCAUUGGUCUCGGCAUAGCGGAAGUCUGCCUCGCCAAUGGAGCAAAAGUUGUCUACUCGCUGGACCUGAUGGACCCUUCAGAAGACUUCGAGGGACUGGCAAAGAAGAACCAGGGACGAUUCAAGUACAAGCAGAUGGACGUGACAGACGAAGAGAGCGUCAAGAGGGUGGUCGAUGAGAUCGUGGAGGCAGAAGGCGCCAUCCAUGGCAUGGUAUGCAACGCAGGAAUGACCAAGCACCAACCGGCUCUGGACUUCACCAUGGACCAAGUACGCAAACUGUUCGAGCUGAACGUCUUUGGCGUGUGGAACUGUGCCACGGCUGCGGCGAGGAAGUUCAUUGCCCUCGGCAUCAAGGGUUCGAUCGUUUGCACUGCUUCCAUGACCUCCUACCGACCCAACCGUGCGGCACCCUCUGCACCAUACGGAGGUACCAAGGCUGCUGUCCGCAACAUGACACACACGCUUGCGAUGGAGUGGGCGAAGCACGGCAUCAGGAUCAACAGCAUCAGCCCUGGAUUCGUCAGGACCGCUAUGACAUACUACGUUGAGACUGCACCAGACUGGGAGACCAAGAUGAAGUACUACGGAGGCAUGCCGAGACUGGCCCUGCCUCAGGAGUUGGGAGGAGCGUAUGUCUACCUGUUGUCCGACCAGGCAUCGUACACGACUGGCAUUGACAUUCCUAUCGCUGGUAUUGUCGGAGCGUGGUAG